GCGUCGCGCCUCAGCCUGCUACGUCCACCAUGCAAGCGACCUGCCGCCUGUACAUCCUCCUAUUCCUCUGCUACUCUGCCGUCUCUGUAAACGCCAUCCUAGGUCACAAAUGGGAGGCUACGGACUUCUGCAAAUGUAUAUGCUUUCAAAAUUACACCAUUCUGCAUAUGCAGAUUCCAGACAACCCGAAGCAGCCGUGCCUGUCAUGCACGAAGCAAUGGUGUCUCAAUCAGAACCUACCGAUAUGUGCCAACGCGAAACUCGGUGAUGCCAAUCCCGACACGGCAACGGGAAAGGAAGGUGAUGUUGAGGCCAGAUGUUUCCAGAGGGACUCUCCUCGAGAUCAGUUGGUCGUGACUAUCUUUCUCCUGACAGUCUUUGGGCUGCUUCUGGGUGCCGGGAUCAAAGGCAGGAUGGUGAAGGCCGGACUAGAUCCGAGUCUGCCAUGGAGCGCAGGUAGGAGGUGGUGGGAGGCGUGGGUUCCUCAAAGACAACCUGAGGAUAUCAGGUUGGACCUGAGCAACCGGGUGCGCGAGCUUUGGAGCCGCAACCGACAGGACGUCAGACCGCAGGAGUACACGAGCGUGUCCGACAGCCCGACCUACUGAUCCUGUCUCUUCUCUUCCGAUGAUAUUGGCGGAUUCCGUGUUGCUCCAUGCAUGUAUAUUUAUUUUGUAAUCUAAUCCGGCUGUUUCUGGCGUGAAGCAGGCAUUGUGUACUCAAUUGGCU
Molecule: messenger RNA, 729 nt
Organism: Rhodofomes roseus
Lineage: Eukaryota; Fungi; Basidiomycota; Agaricomycetes; Polyporales; Fomitopsidaceae
Exons: 5
Coding region: 30-608 (192 amino acids)
Source: RefSeq, a predicted model, not a curated record